AUGGAUUUAGACGCAAGGAUAAAAGCAUACAGAUUUGUAGCUUAUUCUGCUGUCGCUUUUUCUGUUGUUGCCAUUGUUAGUGUUUGUAUUACACUUCCUAUGGUUAGUAAUUAUGUAAAUAAUGUAAAAAGAACAAUAAAUUCUGAAAUAGCAUUCUGUAAAACAACAGCUAAAGAUAUCUGGUCAGAAGUAAAUACUCUCAAGAAUUAUCAACCACAAAAUAGGACUGCACGUGCUGCAGGAUAUGGUGAAGGUGCACCAUCUGGAGGAGGAUAUACUCAAUCUGCUGCCGUUUCUUCAGAACCUCAAACAUCAUGCAAUUCUUGUUGUAAACCAGGACCACCAGGUGCAGGAGGAAAACCAGGAAAACCUGGUAAACCAGGUAAACCAGGUGCACCAGGAGCUCCAGGAACACCAGGUAAAGCUGCAGCAGCUCCAUGUGAACCAGCUACACCACCACCAUGUCAACCAUGUCCACCAGGACCACCAGGACCCCCAGGACCACCAGGACCAGGAGGAGAUGGAGGUGCACCAGGAGAACCAGGUAGCCCAGGUCCAGAUGGUCAACCAGGAACUGCAGGACCACCAGGACCUCCAGGACCACCAGGAAAUGAUGGACAACCAGGUGCUCCAGGACAACCUGGACCUGAUGGUGAAUCACAAUACUCUGAAGGAGGAGAAGCUGGACCACCAGGACCACCAGGUCCUCCAGGAGGUCCAGGAAGUCCAGGAAAACCAGGAAGUGAUGGUGCUCCAGGACCAGCUGGACCAAAAGGACCACCAGGACCACCAGGUUCACCAGGAUCAGACGGUAAUCCAGGAACUCCAGGACAACCAGGAGAACCAGGAAGUCCAGGUGAAAAAGGAAUUUGUCCAAAAUAUUGUGCUAUUGAUGGUGGAGUUUUCUUUGAAGAUGGAACUAGAAGACGUUAA
Messenger RNA from Strongyloides ratti, 933 nucleotides. Its product is annotated as Collagen alpha-5(IV) chain. The record is from RefSeq and is a predicted model, not a curated record. NCBI's taxonomy places the organism in Eukaryota, Metazoa, Nematoda, Chromadorea, Rhabditida, Strongyloididae. The coding region runs from base 1 to 933 and encodes 310 amino acids. Gene Ontology annotation, molecular function: structural constituent of cuticle. The transcript has 2 exons.